Messenger RNA from Chenopodium quinoa (quinoa), 4468 nucleotides. Its product is annotated as zinc finger protein BRUTUS-like At1g18910. Gene Ontology annotation, biological process: protein ubiquitination; ubiquitin-dependent protein catabolic process. The transcript has 12 exons. The record is from RefSeq and is a predicted model, not a curated record. Lineage: Eukaryota; Viridiplantae; Streptophyta; Magnoliopsida; Caryophyllales; Amaranthaceae. The coding region runs from base 436 to 4080 and encodes 1214 amino acids. Gene Ontology annotation, cellular component: nucleus. Gene Ontology annotation, molecular function: zinc ion binding; ubiquitin protein ligase activity.
UCCAUUACCAAAAGAAAAUUCGGUAGUUACUUAAAUAACACAAUGCCACCUCGCCAACGCAACAAAGUGUCAAAGCCACAAUUAGUCAACCGUAGACUUCCGGGCAGCGGGCAGUCAUAUAAAGCCACGUCUUAAUCAUUCAUCAUCACCUACAAUUAUAACACUAAACGACAUCUAAUGUCUUCAUUCUCUCUUUAAUUACAACCCCCAAUUUAAUUAAUUCAUUACGACUUAAACUUAAUUAAUCUGCAAAAUCUGUAACAGAAACGAGACAAACAAAACAAAUUUAAUAUUCAAAAAAAUCAAAAAUCAAAAAUCAAAAAUUAAAAAACUUUAGUAGAGGUUAUUAUUUUCUCUCUCCAAAGUAGCUAGCUACUAGUAUAUGAACAUCUUCCUUCCCUAUUUCAUGCCUUUCUCUUUCUUCUUUCACAGCGCAUGGGAGGUGAAGAAUCCUCCUCUUCGCCGUCGCCGGAAAAUUUCUCCGGCGACCGGAGCUCCGGUUCUCCGAUACGAGUUCUGGUGUUCUUUCAUAAAGCGUUUAGAGGUGAGCUUGGCGAGCUUGUGCGUAUCGCUGAAGACGCCGUCUCCCCCGCCGGCGACGGCGACGAGUGUGAUAAGCGUCGCCGGAAAACGGCGGCGGUUGAACUUAGGCGGCGGCUUGAGUUCUUCAGGACUGUGUUUUGGUAUCACUGUGCUGCUGAAGAUGAGGUUAUAUUUUUUGCUUUGGAUGCACGUGUGAAAAACAUUGCUUGUACAUAUUACUUAGAACACCAUAUAAUUGAUUCUAUUUUUGAAUCAAUUUUUUCCCGUCUAAAUGGCAUUUUGGAGAACCAUGAGAAUUCAUGUCAAGAAUUCCAAGAACUUACCUUUCACAUUAGCACUCUACAAGGGUCAAUUUGUCAGCAUAUGUUGAAAGAAGAACAACAGGUGUUCCCUCUACUAGUAAGCCAAUUUUCUGAUGAAGAGCAAGGUUUCCUCCUUUGGCAACUAAUGUGUAGCGUCCCUGUGGUGCUCAUGGAGGACCUUUUUCCGUGGUUAGCUUGUUUUCUUGCUCCAGAAGAACAAUUCGAUCUGAAACAUACCAUGAAAAAAAUUGUGCCCCAAGAUAAAAUGCUACAAGAAGUAAUGAUUUCCUGGAUUGAUAAGACUACUCAACCAUCUUCAGGAGGUUGCAUAAAUUAUGACGCAUCAUCUCAGGACUGUCCUGAUGAAGUGGAUGAUUUGAGGGACAGCUUGCUCAAAACCUCUUUUGAUAAAAGUUGUCAGUCGGAGUUGCUGUCAGUUCUUAAGGAUAGCCCAUUUGAUGGCCUUCCUCUUUGGCAUGCUGCCAUUAGAUCUGACUUCAAAGAAAUUCUGGACAAAUUAUAUAAAAUUGGAUCGGAGGAAUCCUCAAGAUUGUCGUCAUUGCUUGUUCGGAUCAACUUCCUAACAGAUGUGCUGAUUUUUUAUAGUGAUGCAUUGGAAAGAAUCUUUUAUCCUUUGCUAGAAGACAUCUCUGUACAUCCUACAUCGUCCUCAUAUAAAGCAUUUCCUUGCAAAAAUGAAAUUGAAGGAUUUCAGAAGAUCAUAUUCAAUGCUACUCAGAUUAAUUUUGCCAAUCCAAGAUUUUUUGAGAUGAUGUGUAAUAAGAUGGAGGAUCUAGUGUUGGUGACUAGUAAGCACUUGUCUUUCCAAGAAACAAAGGUUUUUCCUGUCAUCAGCAAGAACUAUGACUAUGAAACCCAACAGAAAUUAAUCUUCAGAAGUCUUUGUAUGCUGCCCCUUGGCCUGUUAAAGUGUGUGACUACUUGGUUUUCUUCUCAUUUGCCCAAGGAUAAGUUGAAUUGUAUUUUACAUGGAAUUAAGCAAUCUGGUUUUUUUGCUGAACCUUUUGCAUCCCUUUUACAUAGGUGGAUCUGCAUAGGUUACUCAGCCAAAUUUACUAUAAAAGAUUUACAGGAGAUGUUCAGUAGUAGAGUAUCUUACAUGUUUGAGCAGUUUAGACAGAGUGAAGAUCCCGAAAACAAAUUACAGCAUGCCACAACCAAUCAUAUCUCUGUUAACAGCUCCAACUUUUUUCCCCAUUCUUUAAGCAAGUCUUUCCAGCAAACUGAGAAGCAUGGGACAUUGUACUCUAGUGGCAUUAAUUUGCUCGUGUUUUCUUCACGAGCUUUAAAUCAGGUGUAUAACAUUUCUGGAUCUCCCCUUGAAGCAGUUUCUGUUAAUCACCGGGAACCACGGCCAAUGGACCACAUCUAUUAUUUCCACAAAGCUAUAAAAAAAGACCUUGAGUCCCUAGUUCUUGACUCGAAUAAGCUAUAUAAAAACCUAGAAUUUUUUGUGGAGUUUAAUCGACACUUCCGUCUAGUACGAUCUUUGUAUGAGCUUCAUAGUGAAACCGAGGAUCAGGUUGCAUUUCCAGCUCUGGAGGCUAAGCAAAAGGUCCAAAAUCUUACACAGUCUUAUUCACUUGACCACAAACUGGAAGAUGAUUGCUUUAAUAGAGUUUCAGGAAUUUUGGAUCAGAUGUCUGAAUUGUAUGAUACACUUUCUGGUUCUAAUAAUGAAGUAGGUCCAGCGUGUGUAGAGUAUCGUCAAUUGUGUUUAAAACUCCAAGAUAGCUGCAAAUUGCUGGAGAGGAUAUUAAAUGAUCACAUUCAUCGGGAAGAGAUUGAACUUUGGCCUUUAUUUAGAGAGUAUUUCUCCACUGAAGAACAGGAAAAAAUUGUAGGGUACAUGCUUGGAAGAACACGGGCAGAGAUUUUGCAAAAAAUGAUAGUAUGGCUUAUGGCCUGUUUAACAUCAGAAGAGCAACAGGCUAUGAUGAACUACUGGCGCAAAGCUACAAAAUAUACAAAGUUUGAUGAGUGGUUAGGAGAAUGGUGGGAAGGAAUGGAGAGCUAUGUUUGUGCUGAGGUAGAGAAACCAGAAAUUCCUGGUUCAUCAGCAAUGGGCUCCAUAGAUCUUGUCGCGAAGCAUUCAUCUAUGGGUGUUUCUGACCGAGGGAAAAACUCGAAAAUUGGAAAUGUGAAGUUUCCUUACGACGAGGCCAGCACCAUCAACAUGGUUAAGAAAAUGGAAGGUCUUGAUAAGGAAAACAAGAAGCACAAAUCUUCUGAAAAUAUAGUGCUCUUUGGUGAAACAGAGAAACACAAGAGAGAAGGAAAUCUCAAUAAUUCAGUGAGUGAACUAGAGGCGGCAAUAAGAAAGGUGUCACAGGACUCUUCUUUGGAUCUGCAAGAAAAAACACGAAUAAUGCAGGACUUGAGGACAAGCCAUUGGGUUGCGCAAUCACUGCCUGAUUCAAAUGGCUUGAUUACAAGCGAGUCUGGAAGGCUUCCAGGUCAAUUUCCCUCAUAUAGAGACACAGGAGGCUCUAUAUUUGGUUGCAAACACUACAAGCAGAAUUGCAAGCUUGUCGCAGCUUGUUGCAACCAGAUUUUCACUUGCAGACGCUGCCAUGAUGAGGUUUCUGAUCACCUGAUGGAUAGGGAAUCCACAACCCAAAUGAUGUGCAUGAUGUGCUUAGAAAUUCAACCGAUUGGACCCACUUGCCAGACUCCUUCCUGCAACAAGUUUUCUAUGGCAAGACACUAUUGCAAGAUUUGUCGAUUAUUUGACGACAACAGGGAGAUCUAUCACUGCCCCUAUUGUAACUUAUGCCGACUUGGAAAAGGAUUGGGGAUUGAUUACUUCCAUUGCAUGAAAUGUAAUGCAUGCAUGAACCGGUCUCUUUCGUCCUCACAUGUAUGCAGGGAGAAGUGUAUCGAGGAUAAGUGUCCUAUAUGCCAUGAGGACAUGUUUACUUCAAGUGAUCCAGUAAAAGCCCUUGCGUGUGGUCAUUUGAUGCACUCGUCAUGCUUUGAGGAGUACACUUGCACACGCUACACAUGUCCAGUAUGCAGCAAGUCGCUCGGUGACAUGCAGGUGUUAUUUGGAAUGUUGGAUGCACUUUUAGGUGAAGAGAACAUACCAGAGGAGUAUGUAGGCCGGACUCAGGCCAUAUUAUGCAAUGAUUGUGAGAAGAAAGGAACUGCUGCCUACCACUGGCUUCAUCACAAGUGUCCAUUUUGUGGAUCUUACAACACUCGGCUUCUAUGACAUUUACCCUAAAUACAAGACGGAAAAUGGGUAAAUGCAUAAAUAACCUUGUAAAUAGUAUGUUAUGUAUGAUUCAACCAAUUUUGACACAUUCAGUUGGUUAGACAAUUAGAGUAUAUGUCUAGCCGUCUAGUUUUGAAGAAAUAGAAUAGGCGACAUCUUGUUUAAAUAAUGAUAGGUCAUGCUUCUUUGAAGUAUCUAGUUACACGUCGUAAGUACACUUCUUAUGUUCCUUAGUACAUUGAGAGUUCAUGGGACAUCAGAUAUUAGGAUGAUCCCCAAUGAAUAAUAUCAUCUUCAACGACUAUAAUAACGAAAUUCUUUCUGUAUGAAUGACAGUAAUGUAGAAUGGUUUACUAUAUGCUGACUACCAAAAAAUUUAUGACUA